This is a messenger RNA of Metopolophium dirhodum (rose-grain aphid), 798 nucleotides long. Its product is annotated as zinc finger BED domain-containing protein 4-like. The coding region runs from base 1 to 798 and encodes 265 amino acids. The record is from RefSeq and is a predicted model, not a curated record. Gene Ontology annotation, molecular function: DNA binding. NCBI's taxonomy places the organism in Eukaryota, Metazoa, Arthropoda, Insecta, Hemiptera, Aphididae. The transcript has 4 exons.
AUGGACGAUGCGAAUUGUGAUGGUGAAUUUGGUGAACUAGAGUCAUUUAAUGAGCCAUUACAAACCUUUAACAGUAAUAAGUCAAGUUUAAUUUGGGGUUAUUUUGAAAAUUGUAAAGAACUUGAUAAAGCUGCAUGUAAUCAUUGUAAACAAAAAGUUUACAAAGGAAUUCGAAAAAAAGCUACUACUUCAUCAAUGAGGAAACAUUUAAAGUUCAAGCAUAAAACAUUGUUUGACAAAUUGUUAACGUCUGAGGAAUUAAAAAAAGAAUCUAAAGCUAAAGGUAGUAUUCAAACUGGAAAACGUCAAAUGUCUCUUUAUGAGUCAGUGAACAAAAAGAAAUGUUGGGAUAUGAAUGAUGCUAAAUCCAAAGAGAUUCACAAAAUUAUUGGUGAAAUGAUUUGUGUGGACAAUGAACCGUUCAAUUUGGUUGAACGUUCAGGAUUCAAUAAACUUAUGACAUUUGUCAAACCGCAGUACAAAAUGCCUGGUCGCAAGUAUUUCACAGAAACUGUUAUUCCCGAAAUGUACAUAGAAUUGAAAACAAAAAUAAUGAGUACACUGGAAACAGUUGCUGCUGUGUCACUUACUUCUGAUAUCUGGACUUGUAGUCAUAACAAUGCAAGUUUUAUUAGUUUUACAAGUCACUGGAUCUCUGAAGAUUUUAAACAACAUCAUUCCACUUUAAAUAUAAGGAACUUUCAAGGAAGACACACUGGUUUUGCUAUUAAAAAUUGUUUGGAAGAACUAUUAAAUGAAUGGAAUUUGAUGGACAAGAUUCAUUUAUUAAUACGGUGA